Molecule: messenger RNA, 404 nt
Organism: Trypanosoma rangeli
Lineage: Eukaryota; Euglenozoa; Kinetoplastea; Trypanosomatida; Trypanosomatidae
Exons: 1
Source: RefSeq, a predicted model, not a curated record
CCUCUUGGCAGGGCGCCCUGCGCUUCGAUCUCCCCAGAGCCCCGCAUAGACCUGGCGCGCCGAAUCAGACGGAAAAGUUUACGGGGGCCAGCUGGCCGUGUUUCUUUUUGAGCUCUUUCAGCCUUCCUGCCCCAUACGGCCAGUUCCACACGUGGCCCGUGGUUAUGCUGGCGGCGCCGCACGCGUUGCCCCCCUACACAAACAACCCUCCCAUUAUUUUAGGGGCUUUGUUUUUACUCGUUUUUUUGAUCACAUCUCAGGUGGACGUUCAAACCGACAGAAAUACGUUCAUACAUGGUGUCCACCCCUCGGCGUCGGCUCCUGGGCUGGGUGUGAUGUAUUGGUGGCGUUUUGAUUUGGUUAAAGGGGCGCGUUUGUGUGUUGACUGUCGUUCAGACGUUUAG